Messenger RNA from Emiliania huxleyi CCMP1516, 459 nucleotides. RefSeq lists its product as hypothetical. Lineage: Eukaryota; Haptophyta; Isochrysidales; Noelaerhabdaceae. The transcript has a single exon. The record is from RefSeq and is a predicted model, not a curated record. Bases 1 to 459 code for a protein of 152 amino acids.
AUGUUCGGGAUUCCGCAUGGAAGAAGCGCGAACGCCAGCCGAGAGUCCACGGUAUCCCCACUCCGAACCUCGCCCAGCUUCACCGCCCUCGUCGACUACCUCCUCUCCGACAAGUUCGACCUCGGCGAAGAGGAGGGCAGGGCGCAGCGCGCGCUCGACCUGCGGGAGCUGGCGCAGAUGUACCAGGUGCCGCGCCUCGAGCUGCUCUGCGCGCAGGCGCUGCAGGAGAGCGUCGCGCCGGCGACCGCCGUGCCGCUGCUCGAGGCGGCGCACACGACGGGCGACGGGCGGCUCCUCGCGCAGUGCCGCCGCUACGUGGCCGACCACGCCGCCGAGGUGCGUGCGAGCGGCGGCGUGGAGCAGCUGCGCGACUUUGGCGUGGCCAAGGGGCUGCUCGGCGACGCGCUCGACCAGGUGGCGGAGCUGAAGAAGGGGGCACUGCGCGUGGCAGCGGACUGA